This is a messenger RNA of Papaver somniferum (opium poppy), 654 nucleotides long. RefSeq lists its product as uncharacterized. NCBI's taxonomy places the organism in Eukaryota, Viridiplantae, Streptophyta, Magnoliopsida, Ranunculales, Papaveraceae. The record is from RefSeq and is a predicted model, not a curated record. Bases 1 to 654 code for a protein of 217 amino acids. The transcript has a single exon.
AUGUUGAAAGAUGAGAGCGUGAAAGCGAUCAAAGUAUCCAGAGUAUACGAACCUUCCAUCAUCCCUCAGCAAUCCCUCGCUACACAUCGUAAGGACGACGCUGGGGAGGAUAUUGCUGAGGAUGAUGUAGGGGAGGAUAUCACCGACGAUUUCAUGGAAGAUGACAUCGUAACAAAAGAAAACGAGGAUGAGGAUUUUACCAAGGAAAAAGAUUGGAGAUAUGAGAUUCAUCUCUACCUUAAAGAAGGUACUCUACCUGCAGAUCUGAAACAAGCCAGGAAGAUACAAUCCAAGGCAGGGAGAUAUGACCUCGAAGACGGGGUCCUAUAUAAAAAAUCUUUCCUCGGGCCAUUACUACGAUGCGUGUCAAAACAAGAAGGGCACCUUAUUCUGAAAGAUAUAUAUUACGGAGAUGCAGGAAAUCAUAGCAGAAUGAGAUCGUUAUCGGACAAGGCGAAAAUGCAGGGGUAUUACUGUCCGCACAUGAUAAGAUAUGCAGCCAGGAUGGCCAGAAGAUGUGAAGAAUGUCAACGGUUUUCCAAAAGGAUCCAUGCUCCCACAACAAAGUUUAAUUCCGUAGACAGUCCGUGGCCUUUCUCCAAAUGGGGAAUAGACAUCGUUGGACCCCUGAUCGAAGGGUCAGGGAAAAGAUGA